Molecule: messenger RNA, 480 nt
Organism: Eublepharis macularius
Lineage: Eukaryota; Metazoa; Chordata; Lepidosauria; Squamata; Eublepharidae
Exons: 1
Coding region: 1-480 (159 amino acids)
Source: RefSeq, a predicted model, not a curated record
AUGCGAGGAGAUCUAGAGCAAGUGGCCUAUCUCAUGAGGCUAAUGGUGCAAGGAGCCACGGGGUUCCCGGCUCAACCUGUGCAGACUCACCCGGUGCAGGUCACCACUGCCCUGCCAGCAAUAGCAACACCUACAGCCACCACAGCAGUCGCUCUGCUAGUGCCUACUCCCGCCGUAGCCCCGGCACCAGUUCCAGCUCCGGUUGCCCCAGUGCCAGCAAUUGCCCCUCUUCCCAUCCCUGCCCCAGGACCAACUCCCGCUCCUGCUGCGCCCGCCGUUCUGGUCCCACCAGCACCAGCUGCGCCCACCACUCCAGUCCCACUGGCGCCCGGCGCAGCCGCCGUUCUGGUCCCACCAGUGCCAGCUGUGCCCGCUGUUCAGGCACCACUGGCGGUCAUCCAGCAACCGCUUCCGGUGCAACCCGAGGGAGCGGGUCCUGUAGUCCCGGUGGUGCAAAGAGCCCAGAGGAUACAACCCUAG